CAAACACACCAUCACAGUGUCCCAUGCGACCCUGUCUGUUUCUGUAGGGGUUGUUGAAUUUCUGCCCUCCUGCCUGAUCUCAGGACAGCUAACCUGACGGAAACUGAACAUACGAGCAGCUUUCUAGUCUCUAAUUGUGUUCAGUGAGCGGCAACGCUCUCAGCUCAGCAAACAGCAGUCACACACUUUCAGCAGAUGGCCUCUCUGCCACAGGCGAACAUGGCAUCGGUGUCGCUCAGCUCCCGCCUCAACAAGGCCGUGCGCCAGCAGUACAUGAGCCUGCCUCAGGGGGAGAGGGUCCAGGUUACCUACAUCUGGAUUGAUGGCAGCGGGGAGGGUCUGCGCAACAAGACCCGGACCCUAGAUGUUGAGCCACAAACCAUUGAUGAUAUUCCUGAGUGGAACUUCGAUGGCUCCAGCACAUACCAGGCGGAGGGCUCCAACAGUGACAUGUACCUCGUCCCAGUGCGCAUGUUCAGGGAUCCUUUCACCCAAGACCCCAACAAGCUGGUCCUCUGUGAGGUGCUCAAAUACAACCGCUUACCUGCAGAAACUAACCAUCGGAUGAACUGCAACAAAGUGAUGGAGCAGGUUAAAGAGCACAUUAUUUGGUUCGGCAUAGAGCAGGAGUACACGCUGUUGGGAAUAGAUGGACAUCCCUAUAGCUGGCCCACAAAUGGAUUCCCAGCACCCCAAGGACCCUACUACUGUGGGGUGGGGGCAGACAAAGCCUUUGGACGGGACAUUGUGGAGUGCCACUACAAGGCCUGCCUCUAUGCUGGGGUCAAUAUCUACGGCAGCAAUGCUGAAGUCAUGCCAUCUCAGUGGGAGUACCAGGUGGGACCCUGUGAAGGAAUUGAGAUGGGAGACCAUCUGUGGGUUUCACGCUUCCUGCUGCAUCGUGUGUGUGAAGAUUUUGGAGUUGUUGCAACACUGGACCCCAAACCAAUGACGGGCAACUGGAAUGGCGCUGGUUGUCACACCAAUGUCAGCACCAAGCAGAUGAGGGAAGAAGGAGGACUGGAGUUUAUUGAGCAGGCCAUUGAGAAGCUGAGCAAAAGGCACAAGGAGCACAUCCAGGUGUAUGACCCGAGGGGGGGGAAGGACAACAUGAGGCGUCUCUCAGGACACCACGAAACCUCUAGCAUCCAUGACUUCUCUGCUGGAGUGGCCAACCGAGGGGCCAGCAUCCGCAUCCCCCGCCCGGUGGGUCAGGAGAAGAAAGGCUACUUCGAGGACCGUCGACCUUCAGCUAACUGUGACCCGUACGCCGUGACCAAGGCCAUCGCAUACACCUGCCUGCUUCAUUCAGAAGACAUGGAGGAGAGCGAAGAAGAGAACAUACCUGCUAUGUAGAAAAAUAUACAAAUAAACAUCUGCCUGCUAGUUAGACACUUGAAAAAUGUGGGGACAUAAAGGAUUCAGGUUUAUUGAUGUUGCUAUAUUUAUUAUGAGAUACAUUUUCACGAGAUACAGUACUAGUAAAUGUUUCUAGAAACAGGGAAUAUCACUUUAUGUAUGUUAAGCCUAUGUAUUAUUAUUACAUGUGUUGGGUAAAGAGAAAUAAAGACACAGCAGUGCUCUACUUGC
This is a messenger RNA of Gymnodraco acuticeps, 1590 nucleotides long. RefSeq names its product glutamine synthetase-like. Gene Ontology annotation, cellular component: cytoplasm. The transcript has 7 exons. Gene Ontology annotation, molecular function: glutamine synthetase activity. Bases 196 to 1356 code for a protein of 386 amino acids. NCBI's taxonomy places the organism in Eukaryota, Metazoa, Chordata, Actinopteri, Perciformes, Bathydraconidae. The record is from RefSeq and is a predicted model, not a curated record.